This is a messenger RNA of Daldinia caldariorum, 2572 nucleotides long. Its product is annotated as glycosyltransferase family 31 protein. The transcript has a single exon. The record is from RefSeq and is a predicted model, not a curated record. Gene Ontology annotation, molecular function: acetylglucosaminyltransferase activity. Bases 582 to 2339 code for a protein of 585 amino acids. Lineage: Eukaryota; Fungi; Ascomycota; Sordariomycetes; Xylariales; Hypoxylaceae.
GUUAUAAGCCUUUAGUAGAUGCCCCCCUAGGCUGCAAGUAGGUUCGUAUAUUUACCUAGGUAGGUAAGUAGGUACCUUGGUAUUUAAGGAAAGAAAAGCCUUGCGUUGCGUUGCGGCUAGAGGAAGGAAUGUAUUUGUCAAAGAUCGUCAGCGUGGUUCUUGGCGUGUUUAUCCUCGAUUCACAUUUCUCCAUCCCUCAAAGAUUCCACAAUUCGCACCUAAAAGUAGAUUCUUGCCUCUUUGGAUUCGUACCACAUACAUAGUACGUAUUUGUAUUACCCUUCCGCCUCUGUCCUUUCUUCCUUUAGCUGUUGUGCUAUAUCCCGCCCUAAGCUUCGGUUCUUUACAUGUACCUAUAAUCUUCCUGUCCCCAAAUAGAAUACCUCCUUAACCUAUCUACCUGUUACCUAUACUUACCUCCUACAUAGUAGGUACCUAAAGUAUUCAACCCUUCUUUCCUAUUCUUACCUCUCCUAGUUAAUUAGUUUUCCCAGGAACUUGUAAUACUCCUCCUCCUCCUCUUCCCAUCUUUUCCAGCUAUGCUGUCCUUCCGGUAAUAAAGAGAAGAAAAGGGCUGUCCCAUGUUUCCAUCCAAGGCCCCCCGCGUCUUUGUCGUCGCCAGCGUCACGCUCCUGUUCCUGGUCACAUACACGAGCCUCCAUCUAUAUCAUGGUGCCCCGUCCUCAUAUUCGGCGGCGGCUCCGCAAAUCCUUCCGAUUAAAGAUGCCAUAGCCGCAGCGGAGGAUUUAGAUGCGGAUUUAGAUACCGAUCAUGUCGAUGCAGCAGUGUUUACUACUACUCGUGUCUUAACUCCAACCUUGAUUAAUCCUGCUUUGGCUCCUACUCCUACUAGUAAAGAUGAAGAAGAUGAAGGGCCAGCCUGGAAGCCAAGCACUACCGGUGCGUCUUCAUCAUCAUCUCAGCCCACUAACUUUGGGGAUGAUCCUGUGGCAGGGGAUAAGUCUGGGGAAGAACAGCAUGAGGAACAGCAUGAAGGGCAUGAAGAGCAUCAGCGACCUCUUCCUGAUCCGAAACUCUGCUCGAAAGACUUGGAGUUUCUAGUGCGCUCUAGCAUCGAUUUGGAUUUAACCAAACGUGUGCACUACAUUCGGCGCUAUAUCAAACCUAUAUUCUCCGAUACUGUUAACAGAGACAACAUUGCCAACAUUACAGAGCCUCUCGUUAAAGGCGAGACGAAAAUCGACCUAUACCAAUGCGGGGAUGUUGCGAUUCCUCAGUCUGAGCCCAUCGAGCUGGUUGUCCCGAGGCCUUAUCCGAAAGCCACGUUUGUGCAUCUUAUGUUUGGUAUAGCGACGGAUUAUAUGCGUCUCAAUGACUCGAUCGCCCCCUUUUCCCACUGGAUUGCCGGCACAGGUGCCAAGCUUGUCGCCCUAGUUACGGACGCGAAAGAGAAGUCGACUGAAGAUAUGGAGAAACUACAGCACGCUUUUGAGAUGGCUGAUAUCGACAUCACUCUGGUGAAACCCAUCAGCAGCGACUUCUCGACUUCGCAAAACCACUUCGCCGUCCUUACUAAUAUGCUCCAUCACGACAGUCCCGAAGCCCAGUGGUAUGGUCUCAUAGACGACGAUACUUUCUUCCCGGAUUUGAAACCCCUUUCAGACAGCCUCGCUACUUUGGACCACACUAUGGAUGCUUAUGUUGGCGCUCUUUCGGAAGACUUCUCCUCCGUCCGAAUAUUCGGCUUCAUGGCAUAUGGCGGCGCUGGUGCGUACCUGUCGGCCCCGCUCGCAAGAAAGCUUGGCGACCAAGCCCUCCAAUGUAUCCACGACGCGACUGCUCAAGAAGGCGAUACUAUCCUUCGGGACUGUGUAUACUCUAACUCCAAAGCCAAACUCACCAUGCUUCCAGGUCUGUACCAACAGGAUCUAAGGGACGACGUCAGCGGAUUCUUCGAAGGAGGAUUGAAACCUUUGAAUCUUCACCAUUGGAAAAGUUGGUACAAGGCGCCUGUCGAGAAGAUGGCCAAAGUUGCCAAAUUUUGCGGGGACUGCUUUUUGCAGCGCUGGCGGUUCGGCAAUGAUACGGUAUUUUAUAACGGGUUCUCCAUUGCGGAAUAUGCAGAUGGGGUGAACUCGGUUGACCUACAAUUGAUGGAAGGCACGUGGAAUAAGGGCGACAGCAAAGAUUUCGACUUUAGCCUUGGUCCGCUCAGAAAACCAUAUUCUGCGGAUCAGAAGAAGAGUUACAGGCUGAGAGAAGCCGAGCUUACGGAGGAUGGGGAUCUAAGACAACUAUACGUACGGCGUGGGGAUUCUUCCAAGGAUGAAGGAGAUGAGCUCGAUUGGGUGAUUGAGCUUGUAUGGCAAAGGCAUUAAAUACGGCGUUAAGGGAGGGGGGCGCAUACCCGGUUUCUGGUUAAGGGGGGUUAUUUUGAUGUACGCAUUUUAAGUACCUAGAUCAUAAGCCACCAGUGCAAGACGGCGGCGAUGCAUGAGUUAGGUAGGUACCUAAGGUAGAGGGACAUUCAUGUUAGUACUAUCACUUGAUAAACUAUGUGAUGUGUAUAUGUACAUACCUACAUAAUAUUAUCUGUCAUAUUUACUUUGGA